This is a messenger RNA of Phalaenopsis equestris, 1992 nucleotides long. RefSeq names its product probable serine/threonine-protein kinase PBL10. The record is from RefSeq and is a predicted model, not a curated record. The transcript is spliced from 6 exons. Bases 491 to 1753 code for a protein of 420 amino acids. Gene Ontology annotation, molecular function: ATP binding; protein kinase activity. Lineage: Eukaryota; Viridiplantae; Streptophyta; Magnoliopsida; Asparagales; Orchidaceae. Gene Ontology annotation, biological process: protein phosphorylation.
GAUAUAUUUUUGCUGUGUUCUGAUCAGUUAACCAACGUGGCAUGCGAAAAAUAAGGGGCCACAUGGACGAAGUCGACGCCAUCAAUGCUCUUCGCUUCCCCUCUUCUAUUGGCCUGCUCUUGCUCUCGAGCUGCAGGGGGAUAGCAAAAAGGUGGAGAGUAGAGUCAACAUUGUCGAAAGAUCGGAGGAGACGGGUGAUAAUUAGCGAAACCCGGGACAGUUUUGUUCUUCUUCUUUCUUUCAAUCUCUGAUUUUCGGCGAAUACUAGGCGCAAGCGCUGUUAAUAUGGCUGUGGAAGUCAAUUUUCGGUACUGUAUUGGCCAGCGACGUUGGUAUCCCUCUUUUUAAAGUGAGGGCUGAGGUUUGAGGGACGGAGGAGUAACUUGGCGGGUCAACUGUGUGAUUGUUCUUAAAGACCCAACUUCUUCUUCUGAAUUCGGUGAAGGUUUUGGGAAGAAGGACCAACGGUUGGAGUUUUGUGUGCGCUGAGAUGGGAAACUGUUGGAGCACGAGGAUCAAGACUGUUAGCCCUUCAUGCAGCGCCUCUACCUUGGCCACAAGCUCAGGAACUAACUCGAAGGAUAGCAGCAAGUUUGGAAGUGGAUUAUACAGCAGCAGCGGCCGGACUUCUUCAUCUUCUGUGCCUCCCACUCCUCGUAGUGAAGGAGAGAUUUUGCAGUCAACAAGUGUGAAGAGUUUCACCUUCAAUGAGCUCAAAUGUGCGACGAGAAAUUUCCGCCCCGACAGUGUGUUGGGAGAGGGAGGUUUCGGUUCUGUUUUUAAGGGUUGGAUUGAUGAGCACACACUUUUGGCGAUGAAACCAGGGUUGGGAAUGAGUAUUGCUGUGAAAAGGCUCAACCAGAGUGGUUUUCAGGGUCAUAGGGAAUGGUUGGCAGAAGUUAAUUAUUUGGGCCAGCUACAUCACCCGAACCUUGUAAAGCUGAUUGGAUAUUGUUUAGAGGACGAGCAUCGCUUGCUUGUCUAUGAAUUCAUGCCUCGAGGGAGCCUUGAAAACCAUCUAUUUAGAAGAGGUUCAUAUUUUCAACCAUUUUCAUGGAGCCUGCGCACGAAGGUUGCACUUGGGGCGGCUAGAGGACUGGCUUUUCUGCACGGGACUGAUACAAAAGUCAUUUAUCGUGAUUUUAAAACUUCUAAUGUUCUUCUGGAUGCAAACUACUGUGCAAAACUUUCCGACUUCGGAUUAGCAAAAGAUGGACCUACUGGUGACAAGAGUCAUGUCUCUACUAGGGUCAUGGGAACAUAUGGUUAUGCAGCUCCUGAAUAUCUUUCUACUGGUCACUUGACUGAAAAAAGUGACGUUUAUAGUUUCGGCGUGGUACUCCUCGAGUUGUUAUCCGGCCAGCGUGCCGUGGACAAGAACCGCCCAACCGGAGAGCACAAUCUGGUCGAUUGGGCGAGGCCUUACCUCACCAAUAGGCGCAAGCUUUUCUGCAUCUUGGACAGAAGGCUCGAAGGGCAGUAUUCGCUCGACGGAGCUCAGAAAGUUGCCUCGCUCGCCUUACAGUGCCUGUCCUCCGAAGGGAGGUUGAGGCCGAGCAUGGAGGAUGUGGUGGCUGUUCUGGAGCAGCUUCAGAAGCCGAAUGAUACAGAGAAGAAAUCACAAGAGGAGCAGAAGAUCAGCGCUCAGAGCUUUGGGAGUGGAUCUCAGAAGCCUAGUGUGAGGAGUUUGGAAGAGAGUGGCAGCGGGAGGGCGGCGUACCCACGGCCAAUGGCUUCCUCUCUGUACGAGUAGGAAGCUUUUAUUUGUUGUGAUUGUUGACAUAAGAGAUUGGUUUUGUUUACUUCUAUUGUUGAACUGUUUGAUUGUAUAUAGAUUGUUUUUUCUAUUCGCUUUUGAAGGUUCGGUGAUCUCAGGAUAUUAAGGUUGAGGAAUAUACUAGCAAUAUCAGUUUGUGCUAAUCAUUCUGUUUCUUUAUUAGUUGGGGCAAAGCUAAAGAAAGACGAAUUGGAACUUCAGAUGUUAUAUAUAUA